Apus apus (common swift) is the source of this 6515-nucleotide messenger RNA. RefSeq names its product laminin subunit gamma 3 (gene LAMC3). Bases 1 to 4737 code for a protein of 1578 amino acids. The record is from RefSeq and is a predicted model, not a curated record. The transcript has 28 exons. Lineage: Eukaryota; Metazoa; Chordata; Aves; Apodiformes; Apodidae.
AUGGCACGGCCCCCCGGGCUCUGCCUGCUGGCCUUGCUGGGGCUGGGGCUGGGGGCGGGGGGCUCCCCUGCCUGCUGGGACCCCCGGGGGCAGCCCCGCCGCUGCAUGCCCGUCUUCGAGAACGCCGCUUUCGGCCGGGCAGCCCAGGCCACCAACACCUGCGGUUCACCCCCCGAGGACUAUUGCCUGCAGAUGGGUGCCCGCCACGCCAGCACCCUGUGCCACCGCUGCGAUGCCACCGACCCCCGGCUCCACCACAACGCCUCCUUCCUCACCGACUUCCACAGCCAGGAGGAGAGCACCUGGUGGCAGAGCCAGUCCAUGGCCUUUGGCAUCCAGUACCCCAACUCUGUCAACAUCACCCUCCACCUGGGCAAAGCCUACGAGAUCACCUACGUGAGGCUGAAGUUCCACACCAGCCGCCCCGAGAGCUUCGCCAUCUACAAGCGCAGCUGCCCCGAGGGGCCCUGGGUGCCCUUCCAGUUCUACAGCGCGUCCUGCGAGAAGACCUACGGGCGGCGGCAGCGGCAGUACCUGCGGCCGGGGGAGGACGAGCAAGUGGCCUUCUGCACUGAUGAGUUCAGCGACAUCUCCCCGCUCAGCGGGGGCAACGUGGCCUUCUCCACCCUGGAGGGACGGCCCAGCGCCUACAAUUUUGAUGGGAGCCCCGCGCUGCAGGAGUGGGUGACUGUCACUGACCUGCUCAUCUCCUUGAACCGGCUCAACACGUUUGGGGAUGACAUCUUCAAGGACCCCAAGGUGCUGCAGUCAUACUAUUAUGCCAUCUCUGACUUCUCUGUUGGUGGCAGGUGCAAAUGCAACGGUCACGCCAGCGAGUGCGCCCCGGACGAGGCCGGGCAGCUGGUCUGCGUGUGCCAGCACCACACGGCCGGCACCGACUGCCAGCAUUGCCAGCCCUUCUACCAGGACCGGCCCUGGGCCCGCGGCACCGCCGAGGCUGCCAACGAGUGUCUCCCUUGCAACUGCAGCGGCCGCUCGGAGGAGUGCUUCUACGACCGGGAGCUGUACCGCCGCAGCGGGCACGGCGGCCACUGCCGCAACUGCCGGGACAACACGGCCGGGCCCCACUGCGAGCGCUGCCGGCAGAACCACUAUCGCUGGGAGCCGCGGGCAGCCUGCCAGCCCUGCCACUGCCACCCCGCAGGCUCCCUGCAGCCCCAGUGUGACAACUCGGGGACCUGCCUCUGCAAAGCCAACGUGACGGGCUGGAAGUGUGAGCGCUGCAAGGAAGGCUACCACAGCCUCAGCGAGGGGGGCUGCAGACCCUGCACCUGUGACCCUGCAGGCAGCGUGGGCACCUGUGACCCCAACACGGGGCAUUGCACCUGCAAGGAGAGGGUGGAGGGACACCUGUGCAACAGGUGCCAGCCAGGCUGGUUUAACCUACAGCCUCACAACCCUGCUGGCUGCACCAGCUGCUUCUGCUACGGCCACUCCACUGCCUGCACGGCUGCAGGUGGCUACGAGGUGACACACAUCAGCUCUGACUUCAGUCAAGGGCUGGAGGGCUGGGCUGCCACAGCGCCGGGCACCGGGGACCUGCCCCUGCGCUGGGCUGGUGGGGAGAUCGUCACCGAGCGGCACGGGGAGGAGCCGGUGGAUUUUCUGGCACCAGAGAAGUUUCUGCAGAACCAGCGUCUCAGUUACGGGCAGCUCCUGUCCUUGCUGCUGGGAGUGGAAGGGAAUGGGAUGGGGAAGGAGACUGGGGUGCCCCUGCUCCAUGUGCAGCUGGUGCUGGAGGGUGAGGGGAUGGAGAUCACCAUGUCCAGCAGCGAGAGCCAUCCCCAGCAUGGAAAGCAGGCUGUCACCUUCAGGCUGCACGAGGCAGAGGAGGGUGCUGAGCCUUUGUUGUCAGCCUUCAGCUUCCAGCGCCUGCUCUCCAACCUGACUGCCCUCCGCCUCCGCGUGAGCCAUGGCCCUGUGCCAGGCAGGCUGUCCCUGAGCCAGGUCCAGCUCAUGUCGGCUCGCCCCGGGCUGGGCUUGCAGGCAGGCUGGGUGGAGGAGUGCACGUGUCCCCUGGGCUACACCGGGCAGUUCUGCCAGUCCUGUGCACCUGGCUUCAAGAGGGAGAUCCCCUUUGGCAGCCCAUUCAGCAGCUGUGUACCCUGCACCUGCAACCAGCACGGGGACUGUCACCCCCUCACAGGGCACUGCCAGUGCUUGCACAACACAGAAGGUCCUUCCUGCGAGCGCUGCAGCCCCGGGUUUUAUGGCAACCCCUUCAUAGGACACUUUGAUGACUGCAAGCCAUGUCCCUGUCCCGACCACUCGCCCUGCACUGAGAUGCCCAGCAGUGGGGAGGUGGUCUGCACCCACUGCCCCCCAGGGCAGAGAGGAAAACGCUGUGAGCUGUGCGACGAUGGGUUUUUCGGGGACCCCCUGGGGCAGAGGGGUCCCGUGCGCCCCUGCGUCCCCUGCCAGUGUCACGGGAACGUGGAUCCCAACGCCGUGGGGAACUGUGACCCCGUGUCCGGCCGAUGCCUGCGCUGCCUGUACAACACCACAGGAGAGCACUGUGAGAGGUGUCAGCCGGGCUUCUAUGGGGAUGCCAUGGCUCCUGACCUUGCUGGGAAGUGUGCAGCUUGUGAUUGCAACCCCGAUGGCUCAGCCCCAGGGCUGGAUGGCUGUGAUCCCAGCACAGGCCAGUGCCACUGCCUCCCACACGUGACGGGCAGAGCCUGUGGGCUCUGCCAGCCUGGCUACUACAACCUGCGACCUGCCGUGGGGUGCAAGAGCUGCCAGUGCCACCCCACGGGGUCACGGGAGAGCGUGUGUGAUGCAGUGACAGGGCAGUGCUCCUGCCAGCCGGGCGUCACGGGGAAGCAAUGCGACCGGUGCCAACACGGCUUCUUCGGCUUCUCUGCCCGGGGCUGCCGAGCCUGCAACUGCUCCCCGCUGGGGUCCCUCACCCCGCAGUGCCAUGAGAACAGCACCUGCCUCUGCCACCCCGGCUUCACGGGCUACAAGUGUGACCGGUGCCAAGCCAACUUCUUCCUGGACCCCCCGAGCUCCCGCUGCCAGCAGUGUCCUGCCUGCUAUGGGCUGGUGAAGGAUGAGGCUGAGCAGCUGAAGAACAGGCUGCAGGAGAUGGAGGAAUGGCUGCAGAAACCAGGCUGUGAUGCCCACCUGAGCCAGCCCACUAUGCUGGGAGAUGCACCCCGGGGAGAUGGGCUGCCCAGCCCUCACCUCCUGCAAGGUGCCCGGGCUGCCCUCUUGGUGCAGGUGGGGCAGCUGGCAGGGGCACUGGCCACUGCCCAGGGCCAUCUCAGCAAUGCCAGCUGGGCCACCGGCUGCUCCAGUCAUGGACCCCCCAAGACCUGUGUCCUGCUGUCGGAGAUCAGGGCCCUGCUGCAGUCAACACAGCAGGAGAUACUGGAUGCUGCAGACACUCUGACUACCAUGGAGAUUCCCCAGGAAAUCCCUCAGCAGCCCACGAACUGGAGCCGCCGGGCGCUGGAGGCACGGGUGCUGGCUGAGAGCCACAGAGAUGCUGCAGCGCAGGUGGAGGCGGUGGUGGGGCGAGCACUGCGUGCAUCCAACAGCAGCUCCCAGCUCCUGCAGAGCCUGCUGGAGGGGAAUGCGACGUGGGAGGUGCAGCGUGAGCUGGAGGCUGGGUACGAGGAAAUCCAGCGGGCGCGGGAGGAGCUGGGCGCUGGCGCGGCAGAGGUGGCAGCAGAGGCCAGGAGAGCUUUCUCCGCUGUGCAGCGGGCAAACGCCGACAUGGCCGAGAAACUCCUGCAGGUGGCUGCGCUGGGGCAGCAGGCGCUGCCGGCACAGGCUGCAGCCCUGGCACAGGACCUGGCAGCGCUGGAGCAGGCAGCAAAGGUGCAGGAGCCAUCGGCUGGUCGGGCCAUCGAGGCGUCCCGCAGGCUGGCAGCAGGACUGCAGCGGCAGCUGCAGAGGACUCGCAGCUUCCAGCAGCUGCAGGACCGGGCUGGCUCUGCCCACAGCACAGCCACCUCUGCUGUCUCACAUGGAAAAGCCAUGCUCUCCAACACAGAGUCCCUCCUGGCCAGCUUGGAAGGUAUGAGGAAGGUGCUGGGACAUCGGAAGGGUCAGGCUGCCCUGAGCAGGAGGAUGACACAUGUGCGGGAGAGGGCAAUGGUGGAGGCCCAGAGAAGGAUUAAACAGGCGGAGAAGACGUUGGGAAACUCCUUGUCCAUCUCCACCACGGCCCGGAGGAUGGCUGGGGAGGCUGAGCAAGUCUCUGGGGAGAGUGCCAAGAGGGCACAGACUGUGCUGCAGGAGAGCAAGAAGGCCCGCAAGCACACCAGGCAGCUCACCAUGCGUGCCAAUGAGACCCAGAGGGAGCUCUCCCAGCAGGAGCGUAUGGCUGAGAAGCUCAGGGAGGACCUGGAGGAAGCACGUAAGGUGGGGACAGAAGUGAGUGAGGUGGCAAAAAGCCUCCAGGAAGCCCGGGGCUCACUGAUCGCAGACAUUGAGACCUUGAACGACCUGCUGAGCAGCCUAGGCAACCUGGAGCAGGUCCCGCAGGCAGAGGCGGUGCUGAGCGCCGGGCGGCUGCAGCUGGAGCGGCUGUGGCUGCGCCUGGGAGCGCCGGGAGCCCUGGCUGGGCAGCUCAGCCUGCUGCAGCAGGAGGCUGCCCGGCAACGGGAGAAGAUCCAAGAGUUUGAGAGCGACUUGGCCGAGAUCCGGGCUGACAAGAAAAACCUGGAGGACAUUGUGCGGAGCCUCCCUGAGAGCUGCUCGAAGUGACGGUGACGGGUCCCCGGCCACUGCCCCAUCAGCUGCGUGCCACCCUGCACAGGGAACAGCAGAGCGAAGGACCCCCUGCCUUCACCAGUAUUGAUCUCUCCUGCUGCUCUUCACACUGCCCACGAUCUCACACCCCAGGUCCUUAUCUGCACCAGUUCAGGCUCUGUGUCAUGACUACAGCCACCAGCUCUGUCCUCAGGGCAGGGGGACUACCAGCUACCAGGGACCACCAACGCUUCUGUAUGGGAGAAAAAGGCAUCACAGGGCUGGUUUUUCACCACGGAGUGAAUGAAGAAUGGUCACAGAUCUCCUUCAUGCUAGACACAUCCCUCCAUCCUUCCUGUGCCCGGAGCACUGGGGAGGGACAGCUUAUCAAGUAUGUAAAGUACCAGAGCUGUAACACCCAGCAGUUCUUCCUGCCCCAGGAAUUAGAGGCUUUUGGAUGCACGCUGGAAGCCAGUCCUGCUGCAGAGCACCCUGAACUCACCUGCUGUGGUCACAGAGGUACAAAGAUGACUUGCAGAGAGUUGCUCACCAGAGGACAUGCAGCUUGCCUGCUCCCUGGGGGAAUGGGGCUCACAGUAGGGAGGGCUAAAUUGGGAGCAAGCAGAAGCAAAGCUGAACCCUUCACCAGCUCCUGUCAGGCAAGUGGGGCACCCUCUGCUUGCUGCAGGGUAAGAGCAGCUCUGCUCUACUCAGCCAGGGUAGCACAAGGUUGCCACUGCCCACAGCUCUAGUCUUUCUGUCCUGUCCCAGCUCUGCUUGUCUUGCUGGAUGUCACUAGGUCUGGCUCUACACCAGCCCAAUUGCUGGCAGUCCCAGGGGUGGCAAGUGGGAGCUGCUUCACCCCCCAGACCCACAUCAGCACUCACACACCCUGCCCACUGGAGAGGAGCUGGCUGGUGGCACCCGGCUGGCUGCACAGGGAGCAGCUGGACAUGGCCAGCUCCUGCCAGUGUCACUCCCACUGGGUGGCAGAGGUCGGUGGCUGUUUUGCCUUUAAAGGAAAGGCAUGUGUGUUCGCCCCGUGCUCCUGGGCUGGUCCAUGGGGCCACGCAGGCACCAGAGCCAGGCCCUUGUUCAGCCCACCCUGUGCUGGCUGAGCCAUGGCUCCAGGGAGCAGUUGAAGUCACUCUAGUAAGACCAGGAACAAGUCCCCAGGCUGGAGCCCUCUUCACUUUUUAACCUGUUUUACCUGUGCUCUUCUGCUCACAGUCCUGGAAAUCAGGUUUGCUGAAGUCUUGUGUCAGGCUAGAUGUAAAACUGUUGCCACAGGCACUAGAUCCCCUCACAGUUGUCUCCAGUGGGUCCAAUGUUCUGGAAGGACCACAGGGUUUUCCAACCAUGACCAAACCCAUCUCUCCCCUUAUUCUGCACAAAAGCUGCCCAAGCAGUGGGGUGUCAGAAUUAUGAUGCUGCAGGAGGGUAAUGGCAGGAGCUCCCUUCUUGCUGCCCAAGGACAGCUCUGCAAAAGCAAAACCCUGUACCAGCAAGAGCACAGUGUGAUUUGGCUCAGCCGAGAGGCAGGGAGCCACAGCCACUCACUGUCUCCCUGGGAAUACAAUUAUAUGUCUCCAAUCAACACACAAAUUUGCUGCUGUUACUGAAAUGCCAAGCCUUGUGCAUGCUGCUGAAGAUGUGAGCCAUCUUCCCUCCUGCUCUCCCUGGAAUUCUGUUUUUUUUAGCUGGUGCCACCCACCUAGAGCUGUAUCCAUUAAAAAUUCUUAAUAUAACACAUAGCUGCCCAUCUGCCUGAGUGCACGGCAGCAGGAGGGGCA